This is a messenger RNA of Neurospora crassa OR74A, 2415 nucleotides long. RefSeq lists its product as hypothetical. NCBI's taxonomy places the organism in Eukaryota, Fungi, Ascomycota, Sordariomycetes, Sordariales, Sordariaceae. The transcript has 2 exons. The record is from RefSeq and is a predicted model, not a curated record. Bases 655 to 1701 code for a protein of 348 amino acids.
ACACUAUCCAAUAUACUCUCUUCCUUCAUAAUGUCAGCCUUUCUUUAAUCUCCCCAGUUGUCAACUACCCCGGCUUUGCCAUAUUGCCUCAAUAUAUUCUCUCCAGCCUACCCGUUCCUACAUCUGCCCUGGCCCUACAAUAUCCAACCAGUCUGAUUGCUUAGCCUUGGAUUUGCUCCUUCAACACCUCAGCAUUUCACUUAAGCGCCUUUUACACAUAAGCGCCUCGCCCCUGCGUGCCACUGCCACCCGCUUUGGCCUUAUUGUCCUCGAAGAGACCAGCAAGAUAAAGCAUUGCUCGGAGUCGAUACACAUAGGCCUGCCUGUACACCAACGCUUCCGGCUACUGCAACUGUGGUUUUUGUGCCUCGAGGGACCACCGCGGUGGGCUGUCAUCCUGCUCAAGCAACACACUCAAGUACCACUCGGCUACCUACAGUAGAGACCGCCAUCCAACAUCCCGCCCCAGCGAAACCUCACACAAUUCACCUGUACCUCUACGCCGGCCUUGUUCUCACUCCUGGAACCCGGAAUUCGCCAAGUAUACCCACGGCCUUGCAUGUAACACCAGACGCCUGCACUGCUGGCAUCUGUCUUGGUUGGACCUAUUGUUCUCCCAAUAACCAUAACCACCAUCUUACGCCCUCUUCCUCAAUGUCUACUGCUGUCGAGUCUUCUCAUCAUAUUUUUGGCACCACUUAUACGCUCAACAACAUGUCUCGAUCACUUCACACUCCCUACGAGGCCUACUCCUCAAGGCAGGCACACUACAUGCCAGAGCAGCAAUCACAUCAGCCGCACUUGUAUCGCCAACAGCAACAACACAGGCUGCCUCCCGUGACUACCAUUCUACCCGUCAUUGGUUCUGGUCCCGUUUCUUCUUCCUGCGAUCCAGUUUACCGAGGCCAUAGCCAGACUUAUUACUCCGACUACCCAACUCCUUCACCAGUGGGACAAACACCUCCUCAACUCCCCAUUACCUAUAGCGAGGCUCGUUCUUAUCAUGGGAGGCAACUAGACGGCCGUCUAUCCCCAGCCUAUUCCACUGCCGCCAGUGAAAGGUCAACUGUUGAGUCAACCUACGAGCCUCGUUCAAGGCAAACAAGCAACGGUCAUCAGGCGCAUGUUGAGCCAUCUUGGCCACCGUUCCACCAGCAGCCCUCACGAUUAAGACAGGAGUCAUCCAGCCAUUUCACCAUGGUACGGAAAGCCUCGACACUCGACAACAACCACAACAGCAACAACUCUCCAUCAUCGGAGGGAUCACAAACCCCAUCCAGCUCCCAGCAAGGUGGUUCCCCAAGGCAGGAAUCCCGGCCCAUGAGCAUAUCCAACCUCAUAAGCACCGAAAACACCAGAAACAAGCGGAACCCGGUCACCCUACCACCACCACCCUCAGGCAAAAAGACCGAUUACCGAAUCUUCGUCCGUCAACAGCCCUUCGCCGCCCGCAGCUGCGGCUUCGGCGAGCGCGACCGGCGCGUCAUCGACCCGCCGCCCAUCGUGCAGCUGACCAUCCACAACGACACGCUCUCACGCGAGGAGCACAGCCGACUCCUGCGGCAUCAGUUCAGCGUCAUUCACUGCAGUAUCUGGGACGAGACGGGCGUCAAGGACAUGAGCAGCAUGCCCGAGGAUUUCCGGCAGCAGCGGCGUUUGAUGGGGGACGCUGGUUGCGUCCCCCUUUGUAGGGUUAGAUGAGAACGGCGAGGAGGGCUGUUUCUUUUGUUUCCCCGACCUGAGCUGUCGCACGCCGGGGACGUUUCGGCUCAAGUUUGCGCUGGUCGUGCUGGACCCCGCGAGGAUGAUGGCGGGUGAUAGGAGUAGUAUUGUCGCGACGGUGAUGAGCGAGCCGUUUCACGUGUAUAAUGCCAAGGAUUUCCCGGGGAUGAAGGCGAGUACGCCAUUGACAAAGAGACUCAAAGGGCAGGGGUGUUUGAUCAGUAUCAAGAAAGGGAAUGAGAAGGGAGGGAACGGGAGUGGGAGCAAAGGCGACAGGGAGGAGGAGAGUGGGGAGGAAGAUGAUGAGGAUGCGGAUGGGGAAGAGAGCGGGAGGGGAGGAGGGAAAAAGGGGAGGAAAAGGCAGAAGAGGGUGUCUUCGUGAAGGUGUAUUCGAUUUUGAUAAUCGGUUUUCUUUUCUUUAUUUUUUUUUUUUUUGUCUUUUUUUUUUCUCUCUUCUUUUCUUCCCGGGGGUUCACCCAUUCUACGGUUCACGACUCGCUAUAUACCCAUUUUCAUUUCUUUCUACUUCGCAAUGUAUGGUUUCAAUCGAAAGCAUUUCACCUUCAUUAAGAGCGUUCCGCAAAUUGGCGCAUUGAGGGUUUCAGCACAUUAGCAAACUGCUUGCUAUGUUCCAUACUCAACAUCAUCUUCUCCGAUAAGUUAUCAAUGAUCACUUAACAGCGCCAGUGGUUU